CAUGUUUUAAAACGUGCACCAAAUAGAUUUGACUUUUAUCUGAAAAAGCACAUAACAGUAAAGUGAGAGAUUGAGAAAUUCUAUAUACUACUGCGAAUAAAACUCUCAGAACCUUCUUUUCUCAACUUCAUCGUAGUCAAAUGCUAAACAUUGAACUUCACGCGCCUUAUGCAAAAUUUUGCCGCGAGAUGGAGAGUUUUUGUCCAGAAUGCAUGCGUUCCGGCUUUUCAGUACCUUUAUUAAAAGUCAAAUCAUCUUCUGGUUCAAUAAAUGGAAUCUGCUCCUCAAAUAAGUGUUCAUACCCAUUUUCAGCAUACUCUGAUCUACAGUUAUCACUUUGUAGAGGUGUAGAUGAUCGUGCAUCCGAAGAAUCUCAGACGGUUCGUGGUUUUCUUGACGAACUGUUUGGUAUGGACGUCAAAAGUGGGGACGAUGAAAGUUCGUUCAAAGGUGUCGACUCCUCCCACCCUUUCGAUUUAAUGCAACCAGAUGUUUGCGACAGUUCUCCGGUUGACAGUCUCUUCCAAAACAACUAUAUGCUUCCAAGAUACUUGGCAGAUGACAUGAAAAGAAUUUUAAGUGAAGAUUUAUCCUAUUCAAAACGUUCACAAUUCCAAACUACGAAAUCGAAAGUUCCAAAUAUUUCAUUCUCACAGCCUGUAAAUGCAGCUGAAAUCAUCUACCCUUCUCUUGUCGGCGCUCCAAACCUCCCAAUAAACAAUGACGCUCUUCAUACUUUGGGAAUACCAUCAUCAAGUCAUCUUCGUAUUUUUGACGGCUAUAUAUGUGUUUAUGAUCGUCGCAACAGAAUUCCAUAUUGGGUAAUGGAACAUUUAAACCCUGCUAAACUACAUCAAGAUGAUAUUGAUAAGGCUGGAGUAGAGCGUAAGGAUUUCGAUUUCUAUGAAGAUCUUGGUGAAAUUGAAAUGUUUCGUUCUACUAACAAAGAUUAUUUGAACUCUGGAUAUGAUCGUGGUCAUCUGGCCGCUGCAGGAAAUCAUCGCACUAGCCAUUCAGCUAUGGGACAGACUUUUAUAUUAAGCAAUAUUGCACCUCAAGUUGGGUAUGGUUUCAAUCGGCAUGGUUGGAAUAGCCUAGAAAAGUAUAUCCGUGCGGUUGCAAGAAAGUCACACAAUAUGGUUGUUAUUACAGGACCAUUGUUUCUACCUCAAAAUGUAAAUGGCAAGAAAAUAGUGACUUAUGAAGUAAUUGGUAACAAUAAUAUUGCAGUUCCAACUCAUUUCUUCAAAGUGGCAGCUAUUCAAAAUAAACCAAACGGGGAAUGGCAUAAAGUAGCUUGGGUAAUGCCAAAUAUUCGUUUACCGGAACAAAUAAAAGUGGAUGGUUUUAAAGUUCCUGUUGAAAGUGUUGAGAGUGCCUCAGGUUGGAAAUUUUUCCCUAAACUUAAAUCUUAG
This is a messenger RNA of Schistosoma rodhaini, 1415 nucleotides long. NCBI's taxonomy places the organism in Eukaryota, Metazoa, Platyhelminthes, Trematoda, Strigeidida, Schistosomatidae. The record is from the annotation of a GenBank genome assembly.